CCUUCUCCUCCUCCUCCUCCUCCUCCUCCUUAAUUCAUGGUGUUCCUUGUUUGUGGCAAAUCAAGUGUACUGCUCUCUCUGUGGCUGACAGAUUGUAUUUGUCAAGCCUUUUCAGAAAGAGUUCAGCCCUACGCGUAAUAUGGAGCCAAUUCUAGAUCUGAUGUGCAUAGGGAUGUCUGGAUUGAUACAUAGUGGUGCUUGCUCUGUGAUUAAUAGUGAAAGUCUCAACGGGAACAUAUGUGGGGUCUUAAAACAUGGCAUAAAAACUCUUUAAAAUGCUCUUACAAGGAUCACCAUGGGAGACAGCGAUCAUGAACCCCCAACUAGUGAGUCUGGGAUAAGAAAGUUUUUCCGAGGCAUUUUGCCCCACUGGCCUCGCUCUUCACCCCAAGGAGGAGCCACACCAACACAUACUGAUCCUCCUGAUGUAGGCAACGAAGAAGCCACAUCCCUUUCACAGCUAAAACGCAAAUCAUCACUCCUGCGGAACCAUGAUGAUUCAGAGGAUUCAGAUUAUGAAGAGAACUUGCCCUCUGCUAAGAGACAACGCAUCACAGUAUCAGCCAUGAGACGUCUCUUUGCAAAAUUCAGCCUGAGUGACAAAGAGGGAAUAGAUGAAGCUGCAUCAUCUUCAACACCAGAGAAAGUUUCUGACAUUCCAGCGCAAAAGCCUCACCCUCCGAGCUACGAGCGGGACCUAUCUCCAUCACCACCAUCACUAAUCUCCUCCUCUCCCUCUCUCUCCAACAGUCAGAGUAAUAACAAUGAUGCAGACAUUCCCAACAUGAAUAAAAUACUAGCAACAUCCAAAAAACACAAAACAUCAGAUGCUCCUGAAGCAAAGGAUGGGAAACGAAGGAAAACCAGUGAUUUCAGUGACUCAGACGACAAUGAUGAUCAGUCAAAAACCAAUAACAAAACCCGGUCAAAUGGAGACAUAGUUAAGAGUAACAAACGACAAGUUGAUUUUUCAGACAGUGACGCCGAGGGUCAUAAUGAACACUUGUCUAAAGUGAAAAGGACAAGACGUCUCAGGAGAGGCUUACGCUUGUGUACUAAUAUUACUUGUUAUAUUGAACAAGUACUUUACAAUUAAGUUUUGAUGUUUUUGAGUAGCUCCAAAGGAGCAUUAUUUUAUAGGCUUUUCCUAUAUAAUACUUUUAUUGUGAUAUAUAUAAAAUGCUAGUUUUUGUAAGAAAAGCAUUUUCAUGUUCUUUCCUUCAUGGUCCAUUGUGAAGAUAUUCACUGUACCACUACAUAGUACUCAUAAUAAUCCACCAAUAAAACAUAAUCUCUG
This is a messenger RNA of Penaeus indicus, 1297 nucleotides long. RefSeq lists its product as uncharacterized. The record is from RefSeq and is a predicted model, not a curated record. NCBI's taxonomy places the organism in Eukaryota, Metazoa, Arthropoda, Malacostraca, Decapoda, Penaeidae. Bases 296 to 1096 code for a protein of 266 amino acids. The transcript has 4 exons.